UUUAUUGUUUUACUUGAAUGGGUUUAGAUCAUUAUAAUUUGUAUCAAAGCGGUUUCUUUCGAGCCCUUUUUUUCCGCUUUCCAUGGCCAGCAACACCAAAAUCCAUGUCAAGCAAGAGCUCGUGGACCCGAAUCUGGUCCCCAGAGUCAAACUCAAACCUGAUUCCACCGCCUCUGCUGCCGUAAUCGAACUCUCGAGCUCCGACUCCGACUCCGAUUCUUCUUCUUCCGAUUAUGAUAGCCCCACCCCCAGCAGAAGUAAUAGUGUGAAAAGGAAGAGAAGAACGACGGUGGAGGACUUUAGCGCGUUGUUGCCGGUGGGGUUUCUGGAUCCCUUGCCGUCUAAACUGACGCCGUCGCCAUUACCGUUGCCUUCGCCGCCGAGUGAUGAGGCGUGCUUACCAUUGCCGCCUGCGGGAGUGAACGCCGUUGUGGAUGCUAGUGCAAAGCAGUUCUGGAAGGCGGGUGAUUAUGAGGGGCCGCCUGGUGGCGACUGGGAUUCUUCUAAUGGGGGCAUGGACCAUGUCAGAGUGCACCCCAAGUUUUUACACUCUAAUGCUACCAGUCAUAAGUGGGUUCUUGGAGCCUUAGCAGAGCUCUUGGAUAACUCAUUGGAUGAGGUCUGCAACGGAGCAACUUUCGUGAAUAUAGAUAUGGUGAAAAGCAAGAAAGAUGGGAGCAAGAUGUUGCUGAUAGAAGAUAAUGGUGGCGGAAUGGAUCCGGAUAAAAUGCGUCAGUGCAUGUCUCUUGGUUAUUCUGCAAAGAGCAAACUUGUAGAUACUAUUGGGCAAUAUGGAAAUGGCUUUAAGACAAGCACCAUGAGACUUGGCGCUGAUGUUAUUGUUUUUUCUCGAUGUUGUGGGAAGAAUGGAAAAAGGUCAACACGAAGCAUUGGAUUGCUAUCCUAUACGUUUCUGAGAAGCACCAGAAAAGAAGAUAUCGUGGUUCCCAUGCUUGAUUAUGAAAGAAGAGGACAAGAAUGGAACCGGAUGGUUCGAUCCUCUGCUGCUGACUGGAAGCUAAAUGUUGAGACGAUAGUACAAUGGUCUCCGUUUUCAAGUGAAGCAGAUCUUCUUCGACAGUUUGAUCAGAUGCAAGAUCAGGGUACUCGGAUAAUUGUAUACAAUCUUUGGGAAGAUGACCAGGGCAUGCUGGAGCUGGAUUUUGACACUGAUCCACAUGAUAUCCAAAUCAGAGGUGUCAACAGAGAUGAGAAGUGCAUAGAUAUGGCAAAGAAGUAUCCUAACUCCAAGCACUUUUUGACAUAUCGUCAUUCAUUGAGGAGUUAUGCAGCUAUUCUCUACCUCAGAAUUCCUCCUAACUUUCGAAUUAUUUUGCGCGGUGAAGAUGUUGAGCACCAUAAUAUUGUGAAUGAUAUGAUGAUGUCUCAGGAAAUAACAUAUCGUCCUCAGCCAGGUGUUGAUGGGAUUCCAAAGGACUCAAAUAUGGUUGCUGUAGUUACUGUUGGGUUUGUGAAGGAUGCAAAAGCUCACAUUGAUGUUCAGGGGUUCAAUGUUUAUCACAAAAAUCGGCUUAUCAAGCCAUUCUGGAGAGUUUGGCAUCCUCCUGGUAGUGACGGUCGUGGGGUUAUAGGUGUGCUUGAAGCCAAUUUUGUGGAACCGGCUCAUGAUAAGCAAGGUUUUGAGCGGACUACUGUUCUUGCAAGACUCGAGACGCGAUUGAUACAAAUGCAAAAGACAUAUUGGUCCUCAAACUGUCACAAGAUUGGCUAUGCUCCCCGACGCAAUAAAAAAGUUAAUGAAAGAGAGAUCUCCCCUGAUUCUUUUACUAGAAGUACGGAGUUAAAGAAGAGAAAUAUUGCUUCAAGUGACAAGGGACAGACCAAGUUGGUGGACAAGGGCAAUAACAACGGGCGUCUUAAUGGGAAAGGGGAAGCUGGAACACUUAGAAAACGACCAAGUUAUCGAGAGCAGUCCCCAUCUUCUUCAGAAGAUAUAAGCUACAAUGAUAGGCAAAACCGUGCAUCCAAAAAGCAGACAAAUGGCUCAUCUUCAAGGGAAUUCUUGGGAAAAGAUGCUCAGAAGCUAUCAGGGUCGAGAAGUCGUGAAGCUCCACAAAAUAACCCACCUGCUGAAAGGCCUGCCCGAACAACCAGAAAUUCAAACCUACAGGAGAAUGGCUUUAACUGCUAUGAGUCAUCACCAUCAAGUUCCAGUUCUCAUGCUUUAACUCAGUUGAAGGAAGAGAAUCUCCAAUUGAGGGAAAGAUUGAAGAGGAAAGAAGAGGAGAUUCAUGGUGAUUUACUGCUUGAUUUACAGAAAGAAAAAGAAAGAUGCAAGUCUCUCGAAGCUCAGUUGCAAGAGGCAACGCGGAAAUAUGACGAGCUUAGUAAAGAACAGGAGAGUUUAAUAGAUAUAUUUUCAGAAGAGAGGCAGCGCCGUGACAUUGAGGAGGAAAAUUUGAGAAAGAAACUAAAGGAUGCUUCAAUUACUAUUCAACAGUUGCUGGACAAGGUGAGGUUUCUGGAGAAAACUAUCACUAAAUAGGUUAAGUUGCUGAUGUAAUUGGAAUUAGCGAUUCGUACUUGUCGAAGUGUAUGCUGUGUAAAAUUGUACAUGGUAGGAAUAGCCACAUUUCUGAGCACCAGUUGCUUCACAUUCCCUCCGUCAAAGCUGCUGGAGUUUGCUGAUGUAUAGUAAGGCACCAUUCUCCCUCAGAUUCCAGGUAUUAGGUUAGUCAUCACUACGUCUGGCAGGUUCUAACUUGUCUUGACAUCUACCCUUUAGCAUCUUUUGAUUUCACAGGUCGUCUAAACAAGAAUUGUAUGGGGAGGGAGAUAAUUUUUCUCUGUGCCUGUCUGUGCAUUGAAUAUUUUCUGUUGUAAAAGAUUCCAGUGUAAACUGAUCCAAUUGAUGAUAUUUGUUUCUAGUCUUAUAUUAUUUUUCCUUUGAUUUAA
Sesamum indicum (sesame) is the source of this 2916-nucleotide messenger RNA. RefSeq names its product protein MICRORCHIDIA 7. The record is from RefSeq and is a predicted model, not a curated record. Gene Ontology annotation, molecular function: ATP hydrolysis activity. NCBI's taxonomy places the organism in Eukaryota, Viridiplantae, Streptophyta, Magnoliopsida, Lamiales, Pedaliaceae. Gene Ontology annotation, cellular component: nucleus.